Molecule: messenger RNA, 2721 nt
Organism: Hipposideros armiger (great roundleaf bat)
Lineage: Eukaryota; Metazoa; Chordata; Mammalia; Chiroptera; Hipposideridae
Gene: VAMP1
Product: vesicle associated membrane protein 1
Exons: 5
Coding region: 161-517 (118 amino acids)
Biological process (GO): vesicle-mediated transport
Cellular component (GO): membrane
Source: RefSeq, a predicted model, not a curated record
CCCGUGCGGCAGCUGCAGUAAGUUCCACCGCAGCUCUAUCUCAGGUUGGUCAACUAGUGUUGGGACUCGGCAGUUCCGUCGACUUCAGCUGCAGCGUUUCCCUCGCGGGUGUCUCCCCGCAGCCUCCGGAGAGAAGACGGACCCUCCCUCUGUCAGAGAAAUGUCUGCUCCAGCUCAGCCACCUGCCGAAGGGGCAGAAGGGACUGCCCCAGGUGCGGGUCCCCCUGGCCCUCCUCCUAAUAUGAGCAGUAACAGACGACUACAGCAAACCCAGGCACAAGUAGAGGAGGUGGUGGACAUCAUGCGUGUGAAUGUGGACAAGGUCCUGAAGAGGGAUGAGAUGCUGUCAGAGCUGGAUGACAGAGCUGAUGCCUUGCAGAUGGGAGCGUCACAAUUUGAGAGCAGUGCUGCCAAGCUAAAGAGGAAGUAUUGGUGGAAAAACUGCAAGAUGAUGAUCAUGCUGGGAGCUAUCUGUGCCAUCAUCGUGGUAGUUAUUGUAAUCUACUUUUUUACUUGAGAAUGUGCCACCCCUUCCCUGUUCUCCGUUGCCAUCCGAACUCCUGUUCCUCUCCCUCCUGUUCUCUCAACAAACUUCCCCAUCUACCUCCCUCUAUCCCAGCCCAGGCUUCUCCAUUGCUCAUUCCUCUUUUUCUGUUGUUUUCAUUUGCACUAUGCCCCUCAACACUAGAAAUGCUACUCCUGCCGCAGUCUUGAAGUAACUACCUGAAGAGCAACAGCUGGCACCUCCUCCCUACCCCCUUCUUAUGUACUCUCAAAUUCCUCCAAAGCCAAAAAGAGUUGGAGGCCAAGGGAAGGGGAUGGGACGUAGCCGGGGUGACACACCCAAGAAAGUGCCAGGUUUGGGGGAGGAGAAGGGUAUCAGUGCCCAUGGUCUCACCAGGAAAAUCCAGGCCACUGGCAGGAGGAAGCCGUGAACCCCUGGGAAAAUGGUGGCUCACUCAGGGCUACCCUGGUCACUUGGAGCUCUUCUCCUGUGCCAGGCCUGAGGAGGAUCCUGGGUGGCCCAAAGUCCAACUUGGUCCUGGUGCAACACCCUUUUAGAAAGUAAAAACUGUUUUUUGCAGUUAUUUCUAAUCUGUUAGUCUAAGAUUUUCUACUUCUUCAGGGAUCUUACAGCCUUUUAAUUUGUUCUCCAGAGACCUGGAGAACACAUAUUAAUUGUGAAAAUACCAGAACUCUCAUUCCCAUCCUAGAAGCAGCCCCACAAGCUCAUAACUGGAAGGGGCUUUCUCUUGUCCACGUUUUCUGCAGCAUUCUGUACUGUUCAUGAGAGCACCAAGUAAUUUGAUAUAGUCAAAGUUUGGGACUCUCAGUCAGUUAGUUUUAAGUGUUGGCACGAAGGGAGAAUGCCUGUUAGCUAUAGAGAAACAGUGAGUCAGAGGCCUAAUUUGAAAAGAGCAAGCUCCGAGGAAGCCACUCUUACACUCUCAUUAAGGAGGGUCUUGUUCCUCCCUUCCUGUUGAUCAAGGGGUGUGAGGGUCCUUGGACUUUCAGGGACUGCUUCCUCCACAUCACCCCUGUGUGCUUGCAAAGACAGGGAUGAGGCAAGAGGUUCUUCCUGAGGCCUGGACGAUUCUGAGUAUUAAGACAAGUCCAGUGUACCCACCAACUCAGUCUUGGGGUGAGAGGCAGGAUAGGCUGUAGACAGGUGUGCUUGUGUAUUGCUAUGCUGUCAUGGGGCCCUCUCAUUUUGAGCCACGUCUCUGUUCUUCCUGCAGUACACUCCCCUUCGAAAUCACGUGUACCCCUCUGAGUUCCACUUUGCCUCUUUUCCUUUUCUCCGCUUUGCAUGGUUUGUGGCUACAGACAGUGGAAUCUGAGGAUGGGAACUACUCAGCCUGUCUUGGGAGCCACUGCUAGGCUUCAGGCUAGGACAUUGAGUGGGAUAGACCCAGGUGUGAGGGGAGGCGGGCAGAUUGGGAACAGAAGGGGGAACGCCCAUGACCCUUUAUUCCUUCUGUCCUCUGGUUCACAAGCAGGGAGAGACUGAGGCCACCAGGCUGGGCUGGGUCUGGAUGCUCACUUUCCAUGCAGCAGCAUUUCAUUGCACAAAACCAUCCUUCCUCUCCCUUUGCCCAUUUCCCACAUUCCCUUCGUCCUGCCCCAGGGUGGGACGGAAGAGCUGGAAGAAAGCUGUCAGUGUACCCUCCCACCGAUCCCCUCUCGAAGGUCUCCAGGCCCUCUGGGCCCCUUGCCUAAUGCAGGGAGUCACCGCUGGAGAAGAAGCACCACUGUCCUCGAUGUGUCCCAAGCCUGGAUCAAAUUGGCCCUCUUGGCCCGCCCAGCCCUGUCACAGGACUUCCUUCCUGGGUUUCUGUCCCUUUGAGGUUCCUCAGAUAUAGCUGGCUUUGUUCUUUUGGGAAUGUUAGCCCGUCUACUUCGUUCUCGCCCCACCUGAUACCCCUUCUGUGUCUUUGCUGUCCCCAUUCCCUCCUACCACCCAUGUGCAUGAGCAAAUAUGCAACUAAACCCUGGGACUUUGCAGUCAAAUGGAGCCGAGCUUCCCACAUCCCCUUUGGUUUGCUAUGAGAUGCUGUGGGGUUUCCACUGUGUGUCUGUCAUCACCUCUUUGUCUUUUUCCUAACCCCAAUCUCAUUCUUGUAUAGAAUAAUAACAGCUGUACUUCACCAAAGGCAUGUGACAUAUUUACCAAUUUCUUGUAUUCUGAACACAGGCAAAAAAUACAAAUUCCUACCACUA